This is a messenger RNA of Cylicostephanus goldi, 834 nucleotides long. The record is from the annotation of a GenBank genome assembly. NCBI's taxonomy places the organism in Eukaryota, Metazoa, Nematoda, Chromadorea, Rhabditida, Strongylidae.
UUAUGUGUGAAACAAACUGCCGUCCAAACGCUACAAGAUAUGUUCGAAGUGAGUGGGAUUGGAAGAUGUGAGCGAUUGUUCGGAAUACUUGAGGAAAACAUGUUCCAGUUCAAACAAUCACCCCUUGUAGAGUCAUCGCAAACUCCCAUACUGAGAAUGUGUAACGAUCUUCUCAAGAGGUUGAGUAGAAGUGCCGAAACAUCAUUUUGUGGAAGGAUUUUGUUUUUCCUUAGUAGGUUCGUCUUCGGGUUUUCUUUAUCCUCUACAAGAUGCAGUCUACAUUCAUCAGGUUUUAGAUAUCUGCCACUCGGAGAGAAGUCUGGCCUCAACUUGAUGGGACAUUUCAACACUCAGAACAUAACAAAGUAUGAUACGACUGAAACACAGCCGGUAGAUCUUAUCAGUGGUUCAGACGAAGAAAUAGAAACAGGAGAAAUUAAGGAAAAAGAGGUGAAUAUUCCAGUCGACCAUGCACUGUAUUCAAUGUUCUGGCAGAUGCAAGAUUUCUUUUCCAAUCCCACUGUAUGUUUCGAUAAGCAGCAAUGGGCCAUUUUCCAAAAGUUUUUGCAGAACUCAACGGAUGUAUUAAGCGUGUUCUCAAGUUACAAGUUAGAAAAAUCUGGUGACGAUGACGAUGACAAUGGAAAAAAGCGAUCUACGGCCGCGAAAAGUGUACAUGAAGUAAUAGAUGAAUCUGACUCUUAUUUCGCAAAGUAUCUGACAAGCCCAAAGCUUCUACAACUGCAGCUGAAUGACUCACAGUUUCGGCGGUACUUCUUGAUACAAUUCAUCAUACUUUGUCAGUACUUGACUAGUAGUAAAGUGAAGCAGUGA